Molecule: messenger RNA, 3122 nt
Organism: Drosophila rhopaloa
Lineage: Eukaryota; Metazoa; Arthropoda; Insecta; Diptera; Drosophilidae
Gene: Slmap
Product: sarcolemmal membrane-associated protein
Exons: 4
Coding region: 149-2878 (909 amino acids)
Molecular function (GO): protein binding
Source: RefSeq, a predicted model, not a curated record
UCAUAAAAGGCGUCUGAUCGUACAUAGUACGCCUAACGAUUAGAAAGAGUUGAAGAAAACUAAAAGCAAUUGAGCCGAUGCCAGUCGAAAGAAAAGAAAUAAAUCAAGUUGCAAAAUUAAAUCAAGCACAGUAACCAAACCCCGAGUGAUGGUCUUGGUGAGCAACGAGUGGUUGACCAAUAAGGAUGAUGACCAGAAGCCAAAUCCAGCGUCGCCGCCGCUAGCACCAGGAGUAGCCGGAGUCGCAUCAUUAAGCAACGGGGGCAUGACCAGCACAAGCACGGAAUCUUCUAAAACAACCAGACCUACAGCCGGGGUGGGGGUGGAAUCGACUGUCAAGCGAAAGAAAGCCCAGCAAACCGCAAACGUGGAAACGAAAAAUAUAGAACCGGAACCACUUUUUCAUAUAAUGGAGAGGGACAGUAACAACGAGGAGGCUAUCGAGAACCAGGAAAACAACAACAUGCAGGUCUGUGACUCUAACACAAAUACCUUGCAGAGCGUGAGCAGCCCCGAUCAUAGUUCGACUGUGCAUAUACCUUCUGAAGUCCCUCAACAAGUGCUACACAUUACCAUGAAUUCGGUGCAGCAUGCAAACAUCGCUGGAGUCGGAAUGGGAGUUACUACUUCUGACAAUCUGUACAGUUCGCUGGGCUUACUCAACAAAAAUAUUUUACAAAGAGAGUCGACAAUGGAUUGCGGCACUUUGAUGGUCGCUCCCGUGGCACCAACGGUCUCCGUAGAUCUAUGCAUUGGAUCUGACUCGGCCUCCGCGAUAUGCACGGGUGAUGCAAAAAUCGUAUUGCAGUGCGAACCCAAGUCGCACAAGUUUGAGACAAGGUCUAUUCUUUUGCAGCCAAACCAAGAUUGCAAAGUGGGUCGCCUCAUUGCCAAAAGCAAAGCAAGCGAGGGAAACGCAAUUUUUGACUGCAAGGUAUUAUCAAGAAAUCAUGCAAUUCUGUGGUAUACCCCGGACGGUCGUUUCUGGGUCAAGGACACAAAGUCGAGCAACGGUACUUUUAUCAAUGACAACAAGCUGGGUAAUGAUCCUGCGGAACUGCAUUAUGGCGAUACCGUCAAGUUCGGCGUUGAGGUGAUCGAGAACUCCCGCCAGGAGGUGCACGGUUGCAUCAUAGCUCGUGUCACCCUCUUUUUACCCGAUGGCCGUGAGGCCAUUUCAAUAGAGGCGGACGAGAUAUUGACAGGCCCAAACCGCAUCAGCUUUGACGAAGUCCAGCGUCUGAACGCUUUUCUUCAAGAGGCGGCGCAGAGGGAGAAGACGCUGAAAGCUAAGCUAAGCAGCUUGCAAGGCAUCCUUGAUUCUACCCGGAAGAACUCUGCCAUGUGUUGGCAGAGUAUGAUAUCUGAAGACCAGUUAUUGCACAAGAUAAGUCUUCUAGAAAAGAAGUUGCAAAUGAUGGAGAAGAACGUUCCAGAGAAUGCAUUACGUAACGAGGUUGUUAAGCUUCUUGAGGACAAAACCACUUACCAGUUGACUGCCAAAGAGGCCCUGCGCAAGGUCUACCAGGAACGCUGCGAUGCUAUGCAAAUGCUCUCCAAGAUGGAGUUGGCCUACGCUACAUCAGAAAACGAGUGCGGCAUAUUGCGCGCCCAAAUGGUUACAUCGAAGCAGACCCUGCAGGACUUUAACGCUCGGCUGGAGCAACUUCAGCAGGAGUACAUUGAGUAUAAACAGGAAUCUUUGCGUCAACAACAUGAGGCUAAAGAACAGGAGGAGCACAGCUUGGAGCUGCUAAAAGAGAAAAUUAGCUUGCAAUAUGGCGAACUGGAGAAACUACGGCUGCAGGUUUCGCACCUCCAAAAAUCCGUUGUUGAGUAUGAUAGCGAACAUAAGUUGGAGGAGCAAAAUGUCCUCAAGCAAUUGGACGCCAUUAUUCCCGACGAUGACGAAUAUGAAAAAGAAAUAGAAAGUGUCGACGAGGAUCUUACGGGUGGACCAGAAGAUGACAUGAUAGGCAUCGAGCAGCAGUCUGAAGAUUCGGAAAAACAAAAGAUGAACAAAAAGCUGAACUUGAGCGAAAUAGAUUUGGAAAAGGUCAUCCGCAAAUCAAGUGUUAUCAAGUUGCUUAAGAACUCAGAUCUUACGAAGGGCGAAGAUGGCUCCGCAGUGCUGAGGGCAAUCUUCAACGAUGACGAUGAAGAUUCUGAAAGCGAACUUAAGGAGGGGAAGGAAAAUCUUGACGCUCAGGCUUCGGAUGUCGCAACUGAGCUUCGUGUGGGCACUAGUAAUGAGCUUGCACACAAUUUUCCAAGGUAUGUUGUGCCCAAUGGUAUGGCUGAACCUUUUGUGGAUCCGGCUGCAAGUUGCACUUCAGCUUACAAGAUAGAAAGCCAAAAGACGCUGGUGAACGCCGGGGAAUAUCUUUAUAUACCACCUGAAUUGCCCACAGAGCAAGCCAUAGAAAUGUUACAGGAGGAAUGUGAUACAUACAAGGAAAAGACGGAGCGGUUGACUUUCGAAAUUCAUUGCAUGCAAGAACAGAUCAAGCUUUUACAGAAGCAGCUUGAACAGGAGAUUGAGCACAAUGCUAUUGCAAAGCUGCAGAAAAACAGAAUAAAAAGCAGUGAGCAGCGACAAACUUCGGGGCAGGAACAUGGUCAAGAUAGCACUGAGAAUGCUUGGAACGAGGAUAUCGUUGCCAUGAAUAAUUUACAAAUGGAGCGGGAGGAAGAACUGAUAGUUUACAAAGAACGACUUGAAAAUUCGGAGAGUAGCAACAAGCAGCUUCGCGAUGAAAUUUCGCACCUUAAGCAGCAGCACACACCACCUGGAAACCAACUACUACUGCACCGAGUCCUACCUCUUGGCUGCAUUGCAAUUGCUGUCCUCAUCUACUUUAUUUCCAAUCGAAUCUAAGUAGUUCGAUCCGCCGACAACCCACUGACACCAAAAAACGAGACCACAAAAAGGUUAUGCAGACUACUGAAUAUUGUGGAAAUUAUGUGAAAACCGGGGAAUGCAGCAUUUUCAUUUAUUUAUAAUAUCUAGCGUCAAAAACAAGCUUUAUUUAAUUUUCCUUUGCUACUGUUUUCAAAUUCACGUUGAACGCAAAAUUAAAAGUAGUUAUUUUAAACAAAUAAAACAAAAAUAAAAUUUAAAA